GAGAAUUUGAGAGCGCAGAGGAGGAAGUUACGGAAGUUAAUAUCAAAAAUGUCAAAGUUUAUUGAUUUUGAUGUCUUUCAUCCAUUGAUUGACAUGUGAAUUGACACUAACACAGUCAUUAUUUGCCAUUAGCGGUAUAUAUUAAUUUUGCCGACAAUAUUUAUUUCUAACCAAAGAAACAAUAGUAUCAGCGCGCACGAUGUCGCGGCGUAGUAAUUGGAAUAGAGCAUCAUAUAAAAAUCAAAAUCGUGGGGGCAGACCUCAUGGUUUGCGCGGCAAAGACAUCGGCCUUUAUUAUAGAGAUCUGCAGAGAAAUAAAAAUAAAAAUAUGGAUCUAGAUUAUAUGAUAAAUCUAUCAGUACCACCCGCAGUACUGACAAGCUUGCAGAAAAACAUACAAUCUAUUAAAAAGAUUGCCAAAGAACAUAAUAUACAUGUACCACCACCUAAACGUUUAAAUUUUGUUACAAUAAAGAAAGAUGAUAAAUCUGAACACCGUUAUGAUAGAAAAAGUAGUUACCCUGCGCACAAAAAUAAAUAUUCUGAUCAGUCCACGUCAUUGGAUACUCCUAGUACCUCUUGGGACUAUAAUAUGCAGGUAGAUGAUGUAAAAGAAUCAAACGCAAAAGAAGCGAAAGUGGGAUCAUCAGGUGAAGAAGAUUUGAAUACAGGUCCUGAAAAAGCAAAGUCCAGUCUUUCAUCAGAUGAAAGACAGCCAGGUCCUCUAAGAGGUGCCGGUGAUUAUAAAUAUGGCUAUGAAGACAUAAUUACAGGUACUUUUGAAGAAAAACUUGAAAAAUGUUUAAAUGAUGGAGUCAAUAUAGCCAUGAAUAACCCCACAAUUCAAGCCUUAAAUGAAUCAUACUAUGAAAACUAUAAGACAAUGAUAAAUGUUGAUAAAUAUAUCAAAAUGAAAACAUUCCGAGAGAGGUUACCAACAUACAAGAAAACAAAGGAACUGCUAGAAAUGUUUCACAAUAAUCAAGUGGUUGUUAUUAGUGGUGAGACUGGCUGUGGAAAAUCUACUCAGAUUCCACAGAUAAUUUUAGAUAACGCGAUUGUCAAUAAAAAUGGUGCUAAUGUUCAUAUUUUAGUCACUCAACCGCGGCGUAUAGCCGCUUCAUCCUUGGCAAUGAGAGUUGCUGAGGAGAGGUCUGAAAAAGUGGGCACAUCUAUAGGAUAUGCUGUCAGAUUAGAAGUUGUGGAUCAACGACCACGCGGUAGUAUAAAAUUUUGUACCACGGGAGUUUUACUCGCGGAACUGGAAAUUAACCAGGGUUUGACUAACUAUAGUCAUGUGAUACUAGAUGAGGUACACGAGAGAGACUGCGAUAUUGACAUAUCCAUGUUAAUGUUGAAACAGGUGCUCAAACAGCGCAAAGAUCUCAAACUAAUUUUAAUGAGUGCAACAAUAGAUGCUGAUAGACUGAGGUCUUAUUUUGAUGACUGUCCAGUGAUGCAUAUUGAAGGCCUAGCCUACCCUGUAGAGGAUAUUUAUUUAGAAGAUAUCCUGCAAAUGACGAAGUACAUUCCAUCGUUUGACCAAGGCACCCGAGCGGCCCACAAAGGCCAACGACAGAAAUGGAAGCGAAAAGAAGAAGAAAUGGAGAGAGACAUACAAUAUAAAGCCGAAAUUGCUCCAUGGCUUGAGUCCGUCAAAAAACAGCUCCCCCGUGAAGUGUACACUGUGCUCAAAGACGCAAGGAUUGAAGACUUGAACAUAAAUAUAAUUUAUGAACUGCUGUUAUACAUAUGUAAGGGAAAACCUGGCGCGGUACUGAUUUUCCUGCCAGGCAUUGGAGACAUAACAAAUCUUUUGAAGAUGAUUGAAACUAGUAAUAAUUUCCCAAAAUCUCGCUUUGCAAUCUAUCCAUUACAUUCAAAAUUGCCAUCAUUAGAACAACAAAAGAUAUUCCAGCGACCCCCAGAUUAUAUAAGGAAGAUUAUACUGGCUACAAACAUUGCUGAGACGUCUAUAACUAUUGAUGAUAUUGUAUAUGUUAUUGAUUGCGGUAAAAUUAAGUAUAGUGGACUGAAUAUUGAGGAUAAUAUACCCACCUUGCGUACAGAGUGGGUAGCACAAGCUAAUUUAAGGCAGCGGCGUGGCCGAGCUGGUCGCUGUCAGCCAGGCAUAUGUUACCAUUUGGUGACGUCAUUCCGAGCCAGUCAACUGGCGGAACGUCUUCUGCCAGAAAUACAACGGAACUCCUUAUUAGAACCCGUUCUAGCUAUAAAGAAGUUGCGUUUAGGCAAGGCAUCUCUUGCUUUGAGCAAGAUGCCGUCUCCUCCCGCUGAAACCACUGUGGAACGAGCUGUCAAACGCUUAUCUCAAAUCGGUGCUCUAGACAACGAUGAAAAGUUAACCCCACUUGGGUGGCACUUAGCUCGUCUGCCAGUCCACCCGGCCGCAGGCAAACUGCUGCUAUUAGGCACAUUGUUCGGAUGUCUUAACCGCGCAGCCAGUGUCGCUGCCGUAUGGGGAUUUAAGGACCCUUUCCAACUUGUUAUUGGCAAGGAAAAAGAAGUGGAUGAGGCGAAACGCACUCUAGCUCUAGGCGAGCCGAGUGAUCACGUGGCUAUAUCAGAAGCCGUCAUUCAAUUUGAGCAUUACCGCACUUACCAUGAGAAACGCAAAUUUGCAUACGAGAACUUCUUGUCCUGCCACACUUUAGAACUAUUGUCGGAUAUGAAGAGGCAGUUUGCGGGUAAUUUGAAGCAGAUGGGCUUCCUACGUAAUGCUGAUAUCAAGUCUCCAUGGGAGAAUCGCAACAUGGAUAAUCUGAGCCUCUUCAAAGCUAUAGUGGCGGCCUCUCUGUACCCUAAUAUUGCGACUGUGAAGUGGAAGAAUAUCAAUCCUCGUAAACGUUUCUUAGACCCCCGUCUAAAGGUGAGGACACCAGAAGAUGGCUCAGUGAGUUUGCACCCAAGCAGUGUAAUGGCCUUUAAGAGCUACCCACCAGGACGUGGAUACCCCCUCGCCCCAGUGUGUGACAGCCCUGGAGCCACCUGGCUUGUCUACUGGCUUAAGCAACGAUCAUCAGACCUAUUCCUCUUUGAUGUAACCCUGAUCUAUACUUUGCCUUUCUUGUUCUUUGGAGAAUUGGCCAUAACUGAAGCUCCUGACCCAUCAAACUACUGCAUUUUGAUAUCCAAUAUUAAAGUAAGCUGCAACAAGACUACUAUGGAUCUUCUGUGGGAACUGCGGUCUUUAUUGGAUCAAGUGUUGGCGGCUAAGAUCAGUAGCUCAAACAUUAAUACAGCUAGUGGAAAUGUCUUCGAAAAUCAAGUAUUGGAUGCUGUCAUGGAGUUAAUCACGGCGGAGGACGAAUGUUUAGAUUUUAUUUCAGAUAAUGAUUCGGAAUCAGACAGGUCCGAAUAUGACUCACGUAGGUCCUGGCGACGUUAAUUAAAUUUUUAUUUUAUUUAUUUAUUACACAGUUGAAAUUUUGUUA
Molecule: messenger RNA, 3452 nt
Organism: Spodoptera litura
Lineage: Eukaryota; Metazoa; Arthropoda; Insecta; Lepidoptera; Noctuidae
Gene: Rhau
Product: ATP-dependent RNA helicase Rhau
Cellular component (GO): nucleus; intracellular anatomical structure; cytoplasm
Molecular function (GO): G-quadruplex RNA binding; G-quadruplex DNA binding; RNA helicase activity
Source: RefSeq, a predicted model, not a curated record